UCCGGUCUAUUCCCCGGCUGCUGAAGUUCGUAGCUGAACUUGCUAUGCCUGCAGGGGAGAAGCAGAGGGAAACAAACAGACACCUGUAAGGGUCAGGAACAGAGAUAUCAGUGAGUCGGAUGCUAUUAGUGGAAACAGGCGGAUGAUGUUUUCCUUUUCAAUGUCGGUCCAGCCGCAGGUGACUCUACCUCUCAGUCACCUCAUCAACAUCCUACAUCCCCUGAAGAGCUCAGUUGGAAGCAGCAGCAGUGCCACAUGCAAGUCCAGAAAGCCCAAGGAACCUGCUCCAGAUUCAGAUCCACAAUGCACAGAGUAUGCGCUUUCAAUGUGGAACCUCCGGGACCUCGGCUUUUCCGACCUUGGAAAGCCGCAGCUGGAUGAGCUGGUGAACCAGAUGUUUCCACAUUUGAACACACAGGAAGUGUCGUCCCCAGCCCGGGGACAGGCAGCAUGGAGGACAUCGCAUCUCUCCUCUUCCUCCUUUUUCUACAAUAAGCACGGCUUUUCAUUGGGCCCCACGCCUUUGAUGACUCCUGCUUUCUCAAACAGGCACCUGUCCCCCCUGCAGACAGUCUGCACAGAGCUUAAACACUGGCCAGUAAUGUUUCAGAGCCGAGGCUUUAAAACUUUAAGGAGCAAAACCAGGCGAGUGCAGUCGGCGUUUGAGCGGCCCGUGGACUCCGAGACUUUCACGCCAUCUUUUAUAAAGGGUUUCCUUACACGUGAUAAAGGGUUUGAUGUUGAAAGCCUUGACGGCUUGCUGAAGAACAAGAACGUACCAGAUGGACAGCAGGACGCCUUUAAGAGGGGCUUCGCUGAGGGUUUCCUCAAAGCUCAAGCUCUGACGCAGCGAACUCAAGACUCUCUGAGGAGAACUCGUCUAAUCCUCCUGAUCCUUCUUCUGGUUGGGCUCUAUGGUCUCUCUAAGACUCCUUUCAUAUCAGUGCGCUUCCGAACAACAACAGGCCUGGACUCGGCGGUGGAUCCGGUGCAGAUGAAAAACGUGACGUUUGAGCACGUGAAGGGAGUUGAAGAAGCAAAAAACGAGCUCCAGGAUGUUGUGGAGUUUCUGAAGAACCCACAGAAGUUCACAGCCCUCGGAGGAAAGCUGCCAAAGGGUGUUCUGCUUGUCGGUCCUCCAGGCACUGGAAAGACUCUCUUGGCCAGAGCUGUGGCCGGAGAGGCCGAUGUGCCGUUUUAUUACGCCUCUGGGUCAGAGUUUGAUGAGAUGUUUGUUGGUGUCGGAGCGAGUCGCAUCAGGAACCUCUUCAGAGAGGCCAAAGCCAAUGCUCCCUGUGUGAUCUUCAUUGAUGAACUAGACAGUGUGGGGGGUAAAAGGAUUGAGUCCCCUAUGCACCCUUACUCCAGACAGACUAUCAACCAGCUGCUUGCUGAGAUGGAUGGGUUUAAAUCGAAUGAAGGGGUGAUCAUCAUCGGAGCCACUAACUUCCCAGAAGCUCUGGAUAAUGCGCUGAUCCGCCCGGGACGUUUUGACAUGCAGGUGACUGUACCCAAACCAGAUGUUAAGGGGCGGACGGAGAUUCUCAACUGGUACCUGAAGAAGAUUAAAGUAGAUCCAGCCAUUGAGGCCAAUCUUAUUGCCAGAGGAACCGUUGGAUUUUCCGGCGCCGACCUGGAAAAUCUGGUCAACCAGGCCGCCCUGAAGGCAGCAGUUGAUGGCAAAGACAUGGUCACUAUGAAGGAGCUGGAGUUUGCCAAAGACAAAAUACUCAUGGGCCCCGAGAGAAGGAGUGCAGAAAUUGACAACAAGAACAAGCAAAUCACGGCAUAUCAUGAAUCCGGUCACGCCAUCGUGGCGUAUUACACCAAGGACGCCAUGCCGAUCAACAAAGCUACCAUCAUGCCCAGAGGCCCAAGUCUGGGACACGUUUCCAUGCUUCCAGAGAACGACAGGUGGAGUGAGACCCGUUCUCAGCUUCUGGCACAGAUGGAUGUCAGUAUGGGCGGCCGUGUGGCAGAGGAGAUUAUAUUUGGCCAUGAGAACAUCACAACGGGAGCAUCAAGUGACUUUGAUAGCGCUACCAGGAUUGCUAAGAUGAUGGUGACCAGAUAUGGGAUGUGUGAGAAGUUAGGUGUGAUGACCUACUCUGACCUGACGGCGCAGAGUCCAGAGACACAAGCUGCUGUGGAGCAUGAAGUCCGGGUUCUUCUGAAGGAUUCCUAUGAGCGUGCCAAAGCCCUGUUAAAGUCUCACGCCAAGGAGCAUAAGAACCUGGCAGAUGCUCUGCUCAUGUAUGAGACGCUGGACGCCAAAGAGAUUCAGCUGGUUCUGGAGGGCAAAACCCUGGAGACCAGAUAAAACCUGCAGGGAGGAGCACGAACGGGAAGAGAGGGGCAGAUAGAUUUUAAAGAGAAUGGGAUCAGAUGCAUUUAGCAGGAGGGUCGUCUUUUAAAAAGUUCUUUACUUAAUGUCCUCAUGAUUUCAUAGAAUCUCCCAAACUAGAAGUGCUGAUAUGUUUUAAAGCAACAAACAGCAGGUUGAUGUUGCAUAGAGUCACAGAUGCAGACAUGCUUAUAUUCCGCUCCUUCUGGGAAUGAUGUGUGUUACACCUAAGAAUAAAUCUGUUUUGUUUGUUUUUGCCAUGGGAUAAUGGUUGAAAAUCAACUGAAAUGUGUGUACUUGCUGUGUAUACACUGAAAGUUAAAUUUAAU
Messenger RNA from Cyprinodon variegatus (sheepshead minnow), 2673 nucleotides. It is a transcript of the gene yme1l1b, whose product is annotated as ATP-dependent zinc metalloprotease YME1L1-like. NCBI's taxonomy places the organism in Eukaryota, Metazoa, Chordata, Actinopteri, Cyprinodontiformes, Cyprinodontidae. Gene Ontology annotation, cellular component: mitochondrial inner membrane. The transcript has 18 exons. The record is from RefSeq and is a predicted model, not a curated record. Bases 143 to 2320 code for a protein of 725 amino acids. Gene Ontology annotation, molecular function: ATP binding; ATP hydrolysis activity; ATP-dependent peptidase activity. Gene Ontology annotation, biological process: protein quality control for misfolded or incompletely synthesized proteins; mitochondrion organization.